Messenger RNA from Panthera uncia (snow leopard), 8575 nucleotides. It is a transcript of the gene KDM5B, whose product is annotated as lysine demethylase 5B. Gene Ontology annotation, molecular function: histone demethylase activity; DNA binding. Gene Ontology annotation, cellular component: nucleus. The transcript has 27 exons. Gene Ontology annotation, biological process: chromatin remodeling. Bases 192 to 4826 code for a protein of 1544 amino acids. NCBI's taxonomy places the organism in Eukaryota, Metazoa, Chordata, Mammalia, Carnivora, Felidae. The record is from RefSeq and is a predicted model, not a curated record.
GAGGCGCACGGCGUGGGUUAGCGGCAAGACGUCGUCGGAGGAAGGCUGAAAAAGCCCAAGGUGCUGCCGUUGCUAGUACAAGUAGGACUUGCCGUUGCCGGAGUCGCGUCUGCACCCGUCUCGGACCCAGCGCAGCCCGCCGCCGCGGUUCCGGAGCCCACCCUGCCCUCGCCCGUGCCCGACCCGCGGUGAUGGAGCCGGCCACCGCGCUGCCCCCGGGCCCGCGCCCGGCGCUGCCCCUCGGGGGCCCGGGCCCGCUGGGCGAGUUCCUGCCUCCCCCCGAGUGCCCGGUCUUCGAGCCCAGCUGGGAAGAGUUCGCGGACCCCUUCGCUUUCAUCCACAAGAUCCGGCCCAUAGCCGAGCAGACUGGGAUCUGUAAGGUGCGGCCGCCGCCGGAUUGGCAGCCACCAUUUGCAUGUGAUGUUGACAAACUUCAUUUUACCCCACGUAUCCAGAGGCUGAAUGAAUUGGAGGCUCAAACUCGAGUAAAACUGAAUUUCUUGGACCAGAUUGCAAAGUACUGGGAGUUACAGGGAAGCACUCUGAAAAUUCCACAUGUGGAAAGGAAGAUCUUGGACUUGUUUCAGCUCAAUAAGUUAGUUGCAGAAGAAGGUGGAUUUGCAGUUGUUUGCAAGGAUAGAAAAUGGACCAAAAUUGCCACCAAGAUGGGAUUUGCUCCUGGCAAAGCUGUGGGCUCCCAUAUCAGAGGGCACUAUGAGCGAAUCCUCAACCCCUACAACUUGUUCCUGUCAGGAGACAGUUUGAGAUGUCUGCAGAAGCCAAACCUGAGCACAGACACAAAGGACAAGGAGUACAAACCCCAUGAUAUUCCCCAGAGGCAGUCUGUGCAGCCCUCAGAAACAUGCCCCCCAGCCCGACGAGCAAAACGCAUGAGAGCGGAGGCCAUGAAUAUUAAAAUAGAACCAGAAGAGACAGCAGAAGCCAGAACUCAUAACCUGAGACGACGAAUGGGUUGUCCAACUCCAAAAUGUGAAACUGAGAGAGAAAUGAAAAGCAUCGUCAAGCAAGAACCCAUUGAGAAGAAAGAGUACAUUGUAGAAAGCGAGAAGGAAAAACCCAAGAGCCGAUCUAAAAAAACCACCAAUGCUGUGGAUUUGUAUGUCUGCCUCUUAUGUGGCAGUGGCAAUGAUGAAGACCGGCUUCUUUUGUGUGAUGGGUGUGAUGACAGUUAUCACACCUUUUGCUUGAUCCCACCUCUCCAUGAUGUUCCCAAGGGAGACUGGAGGUGUCCUAAGUGUUUGGCCCAGGAGUGUAGUAAGCCACAAGAGGCAUUUGGCUUUGAACAAGCAGCCAGGGACUAUACCCUCCGUACUUUUGGGGAAAUGGCAGAUGCAUUCAAAUCUGAUUAUUUCAACAUGCCAGUCCAUAUGGUUCCCACAGAACUGGUUGAGAAAGAAUUUUGGCGACUGGUAAGCACUAUUGAAGAGGAUGUCACAGUAGAAUAUGGAGCCGAUAUUGCCUCAAAAGAAUUUGGCAGUGGCUUCCCUGUCCGAGAUGGGAAAAUCAAACUUUCACCUGAAGAGGAGGAAUAUCUUGAUAGUGGCUGGAAUUUGAACAAUAUGCCAGUGAUGGAACAGUCUGUCCUUGCUCACAUUACCGCUGAUAUAUGUGGCAUGAAACUUCCUUGGUUAUAUGUAGGAAUGUGCUUUUCUUCAUUCUGUUGGCAUAUUGAAGACCACUGGAGCUAUUCGAUUAACUACCUGCACUGGGGUGAGCCAAAAACCUGGUAUGGAGUCCCAGGGUAUGCUGCCGAGCAGCUAGAAAAUGUAAUGAAGAAACUAGCUCCAGAGCUCUUUGUGUCCCAGCCAGAUCUUCUCCAUCAGCUUGUGACCAUCAUGAACCCCAAUACCCUGAUGACUCAUGAAGUGCCUGUUUACCGAACUAAUCAGUGUGCUGGGGAGUUUGUGAUUACGUUUCCAAGAGCCUACCACAGUGGUUUUAAUCAAGGUUUUAAUUUUGCUGAGGCUGUUAACUUCUGCACUGUUGAUUGGCUGCCAUUAGGCCGACAGUGUGUGGAGCAUUAUCGUUUGCUUCACCGCUAUUGUGUAUUUUCCCAUGAUGAGAUGAUUUGCAAGAUGGCUUCCAAGGCUGAUGUACUAGAUGUCGUCGUGGCUUCAACUGUUCAGAAAGACAUGGCCAUUAUGAUUGAGGAUGAGAAAGCUUUAAGAGAAACUGUCCGUAAAUUGGGAGUAAUUGAUUCAGAAAGAAUGGAUUUUGAGCUGUUGCCAGAUGAUGAGCGUCAGUGUAUAAAAUGCAAAACGACAUGCUUCAUGUCUGCCAUCUCCUGUUCUUGUAAACCUGGCCUGCUUGUUUGCCUGCAUCAUGUGAAAGAAUUGUGUUCCUGUCCCCCUUAUAAAUAUAAACUGAGGUACAGAUACACUCUGGAUGAUCUCUACCCCAUGAUGAAUGCAUUGAAGCUUCGAGCAGAAUCUUACAACGAAUGGGCCCUGAAUGUGAAUGAAGCUUUGGAGGCAAAGAUUAACAAAAAGAAAAGCCUUGUGAGCUUUAAGGCUUUAAUUGAGGAAUCGGAAAUGAAGAAAUUCCCAGACAAUGAUCUUUUGCGCCACCUUCGCUUAGUCACACAGGACGCGGAGAAGUGUGCUUCUGUUGCUCAGCAGCUGCUUAAUGGCAAAAGGCAAACUAGAUACCGAUCUGGUGGAGGAAAAUCCCAAAAUCAAUUGACAGUGAAUGAACUCAGACAGUUUGUGACACAACUGUAUGCUCUUCCAUGUGUCCUCAGUCAAACGCCUUUGCUAAAGGAUCUCUUGAAUCGUGUAGAAGAUUUCCAACAGCAUAGCCAGAAAUUGCUUUCUGAGGAGAUGCCCAGUGCUGCUGAGCUGCAAGACUUGCUAGAUGUCAGCUUUGAAUUUGAUGUUGAACUUCCACAGCUUGCUGAGAUGCGUGUCCGUCUGGAGCAGGCCCGCUGGCUAGAAGAGGUGCAACAAGCUUGCCUAGACCCCAGCUCCCUUACACUAGAUGAUAUGAGACGUCUCAUAGACCUAGGGGUGGGUCUAGCCCCAUAUUCAGCAGUGGAGAAAGCAAUGGCCCGGCUUCAGGAGCUGCUUACGGUGUCAGAGCACUGGGAUGACAAAGCCAAGAGUCUUCUCAAGGCCAGACCUCGGCAUUCAUUGACUAGCCUUGCUACGGCAGUUAAGGAGAUUGAGGAGAUCCCCGCUUAUCUGCCAAAUGGUGCGGCUCUGAAAGACUCAGUGCAGAGAGCCAGGGACUGGCUUCAGGAUGUAGAGGCCCUGCAGGUUGGAGGACGUGUGCCAGUGUUAGACACACUCAUAGAACUUGUUACACGAGGCCGAUCUAUCCCGGUACAUCUGAAUUCUUUACCAAGACUGGAAUUACUAGUAGCUGAGGUUCAGGCUUGGAAAGAAUGUGCUGCUAAUACAUUCUUGACUGAGAAUUCUCCAUAUUCUCUUUUAGAGGUGCUGUGUCCUCGAUGUGACAUUGGCCUUUUGGGAUUGAAGAGGAAGCAGAGAAAGUUAAAGGAGCCCUUGCCAAGUGGAAAGAAGAAAAGCACCAAAUUAGAGAGUCUGAGCGACCUGGAGAGAGCUUUAACUGAAAGCAAAGAGACUGCUUCGGCUAUGGCAACACUUGGGGAAGCUCGCCUAAGGGAAAUGGAAGCCUUGCAGUCUCUCAGACUAGCCAAUGAAGGGAAGUUGCUGUCACCUGUCCAAGAUGUGGAGCUGAAAGUCUGCCUGUGUCAGAAGGCCCCAGCUGCCCCUAUGAUCCAAUGUGAACUCUGCAGGGAUGCUUUCCACACUAGCUGUGUGGCAGUACCCAGUAUUUCGCAAAGCCCCCGAAUCUGGCUUUGUCCCCAUUGUCGGAGGUCAGAGAAACCUCCAUUAGAGAAAAUUCUGCCCCUGCUGGCCUCCCUGCAGCGUAUCCGAGUUCGCCUUCCCGAGGGAGAUGCACUUCGGUAUAUGAUCGAAAGAACCGUGAACUGGCAACACAGAGCCCAGCAACUGCUUUCAUCAGGGAAUCUCAAAUUUGUGCAAGAUCGAGUGGGCUCAGGACUGUUGUAUAGCAGAUGGCAAGCUUCAGUGGGACAAGUGUCAGAGACCAGCAAGGGAUCUCAACCCACUGGCACAACAUCCUUUUCCUUGCCUGAUGACUGGGACAACAGAACCUCAUAUUUACACUCUCCCUUCUCUACUGGACGAAGUUGUAUCCCCCUCCAUGGUGUUAGCCCAGAAGUGAAUGAGCUGUUGAUGGAAGCUCAGCUGCUCCAGGUAUCCCUUCCUGAAAUUCAGGAACUUUACCAGACUUUACUUGCAAAGCCGACCCCUGCUCAGCAAACUGACCGGAGCUCACCAGCUAGACCCGGCGGUGAGAAGAAUGACUGCUGCCGUGGGAAACGAGAUGGAAUCAACAGUCUUGAGAGAAAACUGAAGAGACGCCUGGAAAGAGAAGGCCUCUCCAGUGAUCGGUGGGAUCGAGUUAAAAACAUGCGGACCCCCAAAAAGAAGAAAAUCAAACUGAGCCACUCCAAGGACAUGAACAAUUUCAAGUUAGAGAGGGAGCGUAGCUAUGAAUUAGUCCGUUCUGCCGAAACUCAUUCCCUGCCCUCAGACACAUCCUAUUCUGAACAGGAGGACUCUGAGGAUGAAGAUGCCAUCUGCCCAGCUGUGAGCUGCCUGCAGCCAGAAGGAGAUGAGGUGGACUGGGUCCAGUGUGAUGGCAGCUGCAAUCAGUGGUUUCAUCAGGUCUGUGUUGGUGUUUCUCCAGAGAUGGCAGAGAAAGAAGACUACAUCUGUGUGCGCUGUACUGUGAAGGACGCACCAAGCCGAAAAUAAAACACACGCACACACACACACACACACACACAGACAGACACACACACACACAACACCCCCCCGCCCCCAACCACUUAACGUAAUUCAGGACUCCAACCAAGAAGAUUUCUUCAAUUUCUCAGCAAAGCUACAGGACUGGUAUUCAAACCAGCCUGUAAACGGUGCUAUUUCUAUUCCUUACGGGAUCAUUUUUCCAGAACUCUUUGAAAAAAAGAAAAAAACAACUAAAAAAAUUUUUGACACUUUUUGUAUUUUUUUCCUUAAGAGCUGUUUGUGGUUGUUGAGGUUUGAAAUGCUGACUGUUUUUUUGCAGGGGUUUCCACCAAUUUGGAAGGCAUUAGAGCUUGCACCUUUUCAUGUACAGCAUUAAAAUCUUACCUCUGUCUGGGAUUUACCGGCUUAAGAGUCCAACUCAGUUUCAGUGCCCAGAAGGGCACCAGAAAUUCCAGUAAAUCCUCAUUUGAGGAAUUUCUCUCUUGUUUACUCUGUUGCCAUUUUGGGGAACUUAAGUUUUUCACUUUUGGGGUUUUUUGUUUGUUUCUUUAUCCACUUUUCUUUUCCUGGUAGACUAGGUUUAUUUAUCUAAGCAAUAACUUCUAUGUUGGUUUCAGUGGCUGGAAUUAAAACAAAACAAAACAAACUUCCAAACAGUGUGUUGGUGCUUUAGCAUUUGGUUGAUGUACAGAACACGAAUGUCUAGUUUCUAGUGUCACUGAUGAACUAGUGAUGUAGAAAAGAGACUGCUCUGUAAGUCAUUGCCACAGCUGUAUUUUGGCUUUCUCCCUGCCCCUUCGUUCCUCUCCUUAUUUUUUUGGUAGCUUGUAUCAAAUGUUGCAGUUUAUAUUGUGGAAUAAAUCCUUGGUCCUAAUUUAACACUAAAUGCUGGUUAUUUAGAGCCAUUAGACUGCAGCUUCUCCUGCCCCUCUACUUUGUGGGCUUUGAAGAACUAGAGGGGGGUUGCUUGCUUUUGCCUCUGCCCAACUAGGCCCCAGUAGCAGUGGACGAUUCUUUUGUAUCCUGCUCUGUUUGGCGGGCCAUGUGCCUCCAGUCUCCACUAAUAAAGAACCCCACCCAGUCUCCAUGGAAUAGAACUUGUCUUUAAAGCCAUGCUGUUUUUAAAUAAGCUUUUCAGAAUGGUGGCAAAUCAUUCCAAUCCUCAAAUCGGUCUUCCUUGUGGAAAUGAAGUCUUUGUUAUAUUUGAAUUGACAGGGAAACUGGGUUUUGGGUUAAGAUGUCAGAAGAGCAUCUGAGGAAGAUGAUCCUCACGGAAGGCUGCAAAAAUAUGGGUUGAGGGACAGCAAGAGCUUGUGACACCCAGGCUCUGCGUCCCUGACUUCCUUCCCUGUCUCUUUCCAACUCUAGCUGUUAUUACUGGUUGUCAGUAGUCCAUAGCCUUUCCCUUCCUUUUCUUUUUUUAAAGGCCUCUGUUCUGCCGUGGAGAAGACAUUCUGGUGAACAGAGCAGACUCUUGCUUGGUUUUUCUCCUUCUGUUAGUAAUAUUUUCCCCCACAUUCUAUAGCCAUAAACCUGGAGAUGGGUAGAACUAGUGGGUCUUUAAUAAAACAACAAAACAGCAGUCUGUGAUGUAGCAGAGAUUUAAAUGUACUACCCCCUUUUAUGCAAUUCAAAUAAUUAAAUCUCUUGUAAGAAUGACUUGUAAUUGUCUGCAGUUUUCCCACAGUUGUUGUGAUGUUUCUCCUUGUCUGAUGGGGAUUCUGGGGCCAACAGAGAAGAAGAAAUCUCCAGAGUACAAUCUGGAAUAAUAGUGGUGUGGCCUUUUUUAAGUAUCCAAAUUCUUAGAACCCCUUGACAUUGGGACAGGAUGCCAACUGUCCCAGUUCCAUUGAGAAUAUAAGCUAAAAGGGGACACUGCGGCUAAAAUGAAGCCUCUGCCUUUAGAGAGCUUUUGCCCAUCUGGGUGUGCACCUCCCAUGCCCCUGCUAGUUCUUCCUCACCUUUGGGUUGUACACAAUCCCUGACAAUAGCAUUCUUAGUGAGGUAGAUUCUCUGCCUCUCUGAGUUAGGGGGAGAAGGCAGGAAUGUGUGUAUUUAACAUCCGCGCUGUCCCCCCUUCCCCCAUGCGGGAACCACUGAUCUUUUUAUAAAGGAUGAUGAUACUGAAGUUAGAGUGUCAGUUGCCCCAAAUUCUACUGCUGGUAAAUGACAACGCCUGGGUGGUGUCUUCCAAGUCUCUUUUAAUAUUCCUCCUACCUUGUGUGCUAACGUGGUAAAUGAACAGAGGUACAUUUACUUUCUAAUUGAUACCUUCUGUUAAGUACUCAGAACAACUACAAAGUGAUGUUACCGAAAAGCCAUGUUUACUGUGUAUGAGCUGUGAAGCCGGCCUGCAUCCUAGAGAAACAUCUGCACCUAGAGAAAGAAGAUAAGACACACAGAGAAACUGCUGUUUCACCUCCGUAGUCCUGCCGCUGCAUGAGGUGUGAGGAGGAAGGGCUGUUAGAUGGAGCCCUAGCCAAGAGGGUAAAGGAGUCUAGUGAACUCGGCACCGAACGGUGGAUGGGUGCCCUGCCUUAUCCCGGUGACUGUGUGUUGUAUUUCUAUUUUUCUUUCCAAAUCAGCCUCUAGGGGAUUUCUUAUAUGGAAUAAAGAAAGGGCUUGCUUGUAUGUAGGCUCUGUCUAGCCUGGAGAAAGAUUGUGUGAUUUGAGGACUAGCCAUAAAGGAGGUGGACUUAUUUACAACUCCAUUUCAGUGUCCUGGGAGGUGGGAGUCCUUGUUCUAUCUCAGGGUUAGCCUAAAGCCAGAGAUGCUGGCUAUGGCGGUGGAGGUUGGUAAAAGCCUGAGUUUUCCUGCUUCAUUCUGCCGUAUGGAGCUUAAAAAAAAAAAAAAAAAAAAAAAAGUGUAAAGAUCAUGAGAUUUUAGGUCUUAUGUUUUGGCAGAAGUAUCUGAGAUUCACUUAAUUUGCUAUUCUGCCCACCAUAAAAAGCAACAUUACCCUUUGGGUAUUUGUGCAGGAUAAGUCUGAGAACAGAGUGGAUGCCUACCUGGAAGAGGGUAAAACUUGGUUUUGCCUUGUACUUUCCAUUGAACUCUGAAGGCCCUUUGGAAAUGGGUGUCUGCCUCUUUUUUUUUUUUUUUUCUUCUUCUUCUUAAUUUCAUAUAUAGUAUUGGUGGGUAUUUGGCAUUCCAUUAAGACCCACUUCUGGCUUGGAUCAGGCAUUGAUUGGUAUUUAGUGCCCAUGGGUGUUCUGGGCUCAAUCUUGCCUAGGUUUCCUGCCAUAUAACACAGACUGGAAGGGAUUAGAGAUGCUACAUACCUGUGACAGGAGAUAGAAUUGAACAAGUAUUUUAAGAAUCAUUACCCAUUGCCAGUCAGCAACUGACUGUGCUAGUCUAUGCUGGGCAUCAGCCUGAAUUAAAAGGUCUUUGCCGUAAUGGUGCAGAAAACACACCCCCUUCUGAUGAAACUUUGCCUGUUGGGAAGAAGAGCUGAGAAAAACAGUGAAGAUGCCAGUGCCUUUAUUUAUCAGUUCCAUAUUCGAGUUGGAGUCCUUUCUCAGCUUCUAGUUGAGCACCAGAGUGAUGGCCUCACACCUUCCGCCCCUGUCGUCAGUCCCUUGCAUGUGGCUCCUCAAGCCUCCCAUCUCUCUCUCAGAGGUUCCACGUAUAACUUGUAAUAGAAAUGUUAAAUGACAAGCUGCCUAAACAAAACAUUGUAUAAAGUAGGAUCUUGUGUAAAGUAAUACUGUUGUAAAUCCAUUUUGAGAGCAUAAAGAAUUUGUAAAGUGUA